GAGAGAGCGCGCGCAGGAGAGAGAGAGAGGGAGAGAGGAAAGUGUCUUGGCGCGCGCGGAGACGCGCUCUGAGCAGAUGUAGUGGAGCGCCGGUUUCGCGCGGGGCUGUGGAUGGGCAUGUCGGGGGUAGUCGGGAUGUCCGGGAUGAGUAACAGCUCUUUGGCGGCGCUCUCGCGGCUGCACGCGCUGAACCUGAGCGCGCUCUGGAACUUGUCCGCCGAAGCCGAGCCGCGGUACCGCGCGGACUCCGAGCGACCCGCCGUGAAAGCGCUGCUCGCGGCUGCUUACUCGAUCAUCAUCAUCAUCUCACUGAUCGGAAACACAGCCGUGUGCCACGUGGUGAUGAAGACCAAGCGCAUGAGAUCCGUCACCAGCAUCUUCAUAGUGAACCUGGCCGUGGCGGACAUCCUCAUCACCAUCCUCAACACACCCUUCACCCUGGUACGAUUUGUGUACAGCACAUGGGUGUUUGGCAAGGCAAUGUGCCACGUGAGCCGCUUUGCCCAGUACUGCUCGGUGCACGUGUCUGUGCUCACACUCGUCGCUAUUGCCAUAGACAGACACCAGGUAGUGAUGCACCCGAUGAAGCAGAGGAUGUCGUGGCUGCAGGGCGUGGUGUGGGUCGCAGUGAUCUGGGUGAUGGCGUCGUGUUUCUCUCUACCGCACGCCAUCUACCAAACACUACUACGCUUCGAGUUUGGUGACAGAAAGGUGAGAAUGGUUUGCCUGCCCAAUUUCCCCCACCCGUCUGAUCUCUUCUGGAAGUACCUGGACCUCACCACCUUCAUCCUGCUUUUCGUGUUGCCCCUGGCGACAAUCUCUGUGGCCUACAUUGUUGUGGCGAAGAAGGUGUGGAUGCGCAAUGCCAUCGGAGACGUGACACUGGCCCAGAGCAUGGCCCACCGGCGGAGGAAGAAGAUGACCAUGAAGAUGCUGAUGGCAGUGGUGGUGGUGUUUGCCGUCUGUUGGUUCCCACUCAACUGUUACGUUGUGCUGCUGUCCAGCAAAGUCAUCGAGGCCAAUAACGGCCUCUACUUCACAUUCCACUGGCUGGCCAUGAGCUCCACCUGCUACAACCCCUUUAUCUACUGCUGGCUCAACCACAGCUUCAGGGCCGAGCUUAGGUCCCUACCGUUUAUCGGACGCAGGGGCAAAGUCACGGCCAACCCGGCACCCUGAGAGAAGCGCUGCCUGAUUUACUUUUAACUCGUUAUCUCUAACUGUGUUGGAUUUGUCCAGCUGCACACAUCACUCUUUGAACACUCUUUGUGCUGCUGUUGGCAACACACUACCUGAACAGCUGUGGCAUUAGCUAGGCUAACACUGCUAGCAUGCUGUAUAGCUAGUAAGCUACUAAGCAAAUUAGCUGAUAAUUCAUGUCCACAAGAAGCUCUGUUGCUUACUAGCUACUAGCUAAUAACAUGCUAACAUGCUCUUUAAGUUCUUCGGGCACCUCUAGCUGUUAAGCUAGCUACUUAAUUAAGCUAGUUCUAGCUUGAGAACCACAAGA
Molecule: messenger RNA, 1510 nt
Organism: Astyanax mexicanus (Mexican tetra)
Lineage: Eukaryota; Metazoa; Chordata; Actinopteri; Characiformes; Acestrorhamphidae
Gene: gpr83
Product: G protein-coupled receptor 83
Exons: 4
Coding region: 112-1179 (355 amino acids)
Biological process (GO): neuropeptide signaling pathway
Cellular component (GO): membrane
Molecular function (GO): neuropeptide Y receptor activity
Source: RefSeq, a predicted model, not a curated record